GAAAUUGCAGCUUGUCUGUUUGGGACGGGGCCAUUUAGAUUGUCAUACUGGUGCUCUCCGAAGUCUGAGAUGGAGGGAAGAGUAUCAAAUGUAGAAAUCUGUAAUUUAGCUUAUACUGGAAAGUUUGAAGAACUUAAAAAAUGCGUGUUGUCUGACAGCUCACUAGCGACCAAAACAGACCAGGACAGCAGGUCUGCUCUGCACUGGGCUUGUUCAGCUGGACAUGUGGCUAUCGUGCAGUUUCUGUUGGAUCUUGGAGUCGAAGUGGAUCUCAAAGAUGAUGCAUGUUGGACUCCUCUUCAUAUAGCAGCAUCUGCUGGGAGAGAAGAAAUUGUGAGAUCCUUAAUAUCCAAAGGAGCUCAGUUGAACGCUGUGAACCAGAAUGGUUGCACCCCACUGCACUACGCAGCAUCGAAAAACCUAUAUGAGGUAGCUACAGCGUUUCCAGCUUCUUAUUUUUUUUUUUUUUUAAAUCAGA
Messenger RNA from Sinocyclocheilus rhinocerous, 478 nucleotides. RefSeq names its product 26S proteasome non-ATPase regulatory subunit 10-like. Gene Ontology annotation, molecular function: protein binding. The record is from RefSeq and is a predicted model, not a curated record. NCBI's taxonomy places the organism in Eukaryota, Metazoa, Chordata, Actinopteri, Cypriniformes, Cyprinidae. The transcript is spliced from 3 exons. The annotation marks the transcript as partial.